CCUCCUUCCCCUCCAAACAUGGCGCCGGCUCGCUGCUGGGCUGCCUCACCGACCGACGACGCAGAAAAGCAGAGAAAGAAGCGCAGAAGAAGCGCAUGAAAAACUCCCCUUUAAAGACUUUAAAACUUAUUUACUAACUAACUCCACCCCACGCAGUCCGCAGGGAUCCACGGGAGACUUUACGCACGCCUGGUUUAUUUGGAGACGUUUGCGCGUCAGGCUGUGCGCGUAACGGGGAGCUCACCUGUCCGACGAAGGUAGAUUUCACUCCGUCUGUUGUAGGAUGUGAAUCUUCCUGAUUUUUGCCCUGAUGUUGGAGCUGAGAGGCGGAAGUCUGGGGGGGGAAACAUGCGCAGCCCUCUGAGAAGCAGGACCACAGGCGCAGCAGAGGAUUGAAACUUUCCACGGAGGAAAAACAAGUUUUCCACUCGCGGAGGAUGGAUGGAGAACAUUCUGCUCUGUCAGGAGUGGAGAGGGAAAGAGAGAGGCUUCCACCCAUUUACACCAGCUCCGCUCCUGCUCUUCUGGGACGAGGACCUAAGCAGCCGUUUCCAUCUCUGGGAACCUUCAUCUCCUCGCUAAGCCAGAGGAGGGAUGCAGGAGGGCGGGGCUUUGCUGUUGGCAUCGGGGGAACCAUGACCGGCUCGCUGGGGAUCAGGCACACAGUGAGGGAGCUGCCGCCUAUCUGCAACGAUGUCCGCCAGAAGCAUCGGCUCUCCAUCGACACCCUGCCUCCUGAAGUCAAAGCCCCGUUCCCCUCCGACCCCAUCAUCCCCCUCCGUACCAAGACCACCAGGGAGUUCCAGGAGGACGUGGAGCGCGCCGUUCACUCAGGUGACUGGAGGGAGGUCAGAGAGUUCUACCUGACCACCUUCGACUCCUUCAUAGAAAUCAACGCCGCCUUCAAGCGGGAGGCCAACGGAUUGUUUAACACUAUCGAGGACUCAGGGGUCAACGCCAAGUUCGUCAACGCCGUUUACGACUCGCUCCUCGGCACACCUCAGGACAUCCAGAAGUCUGUUUUAAAAGGGAUCAUCAACAGCCUGCUUAGAGAGUGGAAAGGCCCUCGGACAAAAGACGACCUGCGAGCAUAUUUUGUUCUAAUUCAGAAUCCUCAGUAUUCCAGUACCAGCACCUACGUGAUUUUCGCUCACCUACUGAGGCAGAUCGCAGCGUUGUCUGAGGCCGACCACCACUACCUGGUCCACUGGCUCAAGAGGCUGUCAGCCAGGCGUUUCCGGCAGCUGGUGGAGCGCCUCCUACAGUUCAUCUCCACGCGCCUGUUUCCUGCAGAACCAGACGAGCUUCCUCCUUCAGCCAAGUGUUCCUGGUGGAUUCCCUCUGCCACCAAAGUCCUCAGCCUGUUCAAUGCAGCCAACAGCGUCUCCUCUCCUCCCAUCAUGCCAUUCACCGACUUCUACAACAUUACGCUGGAGCACAUAGACUUCAUGGAGGAUUACAGAACCUGGCAGAACUACGGCAACUCAAAUAGGUUUUCUUUUUGUCAGUUUCCCUUCAUUCUGUCUACUGUGGUGAAGAAGGCCAUCAUCCAGAAAGACUCGGAGCAGCAGAUGAUCAGUCAGGCCAGACUAAGCCUGGUGAGCAAAGUUUCCAGGAGGCAGAGGGUCGAUAUGAACCUUCUGUUUCUGAACAUCAAAGUUCGACGAGCACAACUCCUCAACGACUCGCUGGAUGAGCUGAUGAGGAAACGGUGCGACCUGAAGAAGAAGCUGCGGGUGACAUUUGUCGGGGAGGCGGGGCUUGACAUGGGCGGCCUGACGAAGGAGUGGUUCCUUGUGGUGGUCGACUUCCACACUGUAUGGGGGAUUUUCUCCUUCAUGAAGGACUCACGCUGCCACUGGUUCAGCAGCUGGAAGUCAGACAACUAUUCAGAGUUCCAGAUGGUUGGAACUCUGAUGGGCUUAGCAGUUUACAACAGCAUAGCUCUGGACAUCCACUUCCCUCUCUACUGUUACAGAAAACUCCUCACUCCACCAACGGCACCUUCUGAUCCUAAUGCUUUUGUUGGCAUGGCAACAGCCACCCUGGAUGACCUGCAGCAGGUCAUGCCUGACUUGGCUCAUGGAUUAGCGGAGCUUCUGAGCUACGAGGGAAAUGUGGAGGAGGACUUCUACCUCACCUUCCAGGUGUUCCAGGAGGAGAUGGGCGUCGUCAAAUCCUACAACCUGAAACCCGGUGGAGACAAGAUCCCUGUUACCAAGCAGAACAGGAAGGAGUAUAUCCAGCUCUACAUCGACUUCCUGCUGAAUAAAUCCAUUUACAAGCAGUUUGCUGCCUUCUACCAUGGCUUCCACAGCGUGUGCGCCUCUGACGCCCUCAUGUUGUUGAGGCCGGAGGAGGUGGAGAUGUUGGUGUGUGGGAGUCCGGAGCUGGAUAUGAGCGCUCUGCAGAAAGCUGCUCAGUAUGAAGGCUACGGCAAGAUGGACGCCACUGUGAGGUGUUUCUGGGACGUGGUGCUGGGUUUCCCUCUGGAGCUUCAGAAGAAGCUGCUGCACUUCGCCACCGGGAGCGACCGGGUUCCUGUGGGAGGGAUGGCCGACCUGAACUUCAAGAUCUCCAAGAUCGACGUUCCAGCAGACUGGUAG
This is a messenger RNA of Cyprinodon tularosa, 2606 nucleotides long. It is a transcript of the gene hectd2, whose product is annotated as HECT domain containing 2. NCBI's taxonomy places the organism in Eukaryota, Metazoa, Chordata, Actinopteri, Cyprinodontiformes, Cyprinodontidae. The record is from RefSeq and is a predicted model, not a curated record. Gene Ontology annotation, biological process: protein polyubiquitination. Gene Ontology annotation, molecular function: ubiquitin protein ligase activity. The coding region runs from base 438 to 2606 and encodes 722 amino acids. The transcript has 21 exons.